GCGGCUCCCCCGCCCCGCAGAUAAUGGUGCGCUCCUGUGUUGAAAUUCCGAGAAUUGAGCUGCAGUGUUUCUUAGAACUGGAUUCUCAGAACUGGUGAUGCUCAGAGUUUCGAGGAAACUUUUACAAGGUUUUGACAGCAUGGCCACAACUGCAGAUGGCUGCAUUCAAUUUACACGCCAUGCAGGCGACGUCCUGCUCAACUUCAACCGCCUCCGCAGCAGGAACAUCCUGACUGAUGUCACCAUACAGGUGGACGGACAGAAUUUUCAUGCUCACAAGGCAAUCUUGGUGGCCUGCAGUGGCUUCUUUUAUUCUGUGUUCAUGGAUCCCGAGAACGCAGACCUUAGUGCCAUCAGUUUAGACCCCAAAGUGGACCCUCUGGGUUUCUCCAUCCUGCUGGACUUUAUGUACACGUCCUGUCUGGACCUUAAGGACAGUCUGGCCCUGGUCACCAUGAACACAGCCAUCUACCUCCAGAUGGAACAUGUGGCCGACACCUGCCACAGGUUCAUCAAGUCCAGGCAACAGUCGGUGAAUAUUGAAGAGGUACAGAUUAACUCAUUACAUCUGGCUGAAGAGAGCCCUGCUUCAAGGGUUGUUGAUGAAAAAGAGCCAGACUUUCAGAACAACCACACAUCAACCUCAUCCCCUUCCCAGGAGUGCAGGGGCUACAUCCCCAAUGUUUUCAGGGGGAUCAACACCUCUGGCUCCUAUCAUGUCUACGGUGACCUCCAUGCCGUUGCUGGAAAGAUGGAAGGUUCCCAUAAAGUUGGUGAUCUACCUAGAGGAGGGGCCUCGUCCCAGAAACGAUGCUCACAGGUACCCAGCACUAAUAUGGCUCACAAUGAGUCCAUUACCAUCAUAUCCCACCCUGUGCCACGCCUCUCCAGUUUCCCUACCAGUAUCAUCCGAUCGGCAACAGCCUACGGGAGCCUUCAAAGACCUGACACUCCCAUGGAGGAAGACAGUAUUCAGCAUCCACAGACGAGCUGCUUAAGAUUGUCUCCAGGAUUUAUCAAAGGUGUGAUUUGUAGCCCUCAAAGCCCCCUCAGGUCUGACUGCCAGCCCAACUCGCCCACCGAGUCCAACAGCAGCAAAAACGCGACACUGAGCCUCAAACAGCCCUCAGACUGUCCCAAAGACACCAAGGCCCGCAACUGGAAGAAGUACAAGUUGAUCGUUAUGAACCAAGCUCCUGACGAGAAUGACAAGGAGGUUCAGGGAGGCGACAUUGAAGCUACAGCCAUGUCCCCAACACAGAGCCCCUACAGGAGUGGUGCAGCAGAUGGACACAGUGAGGUUCAGGCAGAAGAGGGAGCCAGAGAAGACCGAGAAGAAAUCCUCAUGUCUCAGAGUUUCGACAGCUGCAGCAGUAGCACCUGUAGCAGCAUCAGCCACCGCAGAUGUUCCUCCUGUGGCUGUGACAGCCCUCGUUGUAUGGAAAAGGGUCACCUUUCUCCUGACUCAUACAGCAGAGAUGACACCACAAAACUACACUCAGAGUAUUCCUCCUCCUUCAGCUGUGAAAACAACACCUACUUCUGCAAUGGUUGUGACUCCAAGUUCACUGAGGAAGAUUCCCUGAAAGACCACAUGGUCCAGGUCCACAGUGACAAGCCAUACAAGUGUGACUGCUGCCAGGCUGCCUUCCGCUACAAAGGCAACCUGGCCAGCCACAAGACUGUCCACACCGGUGCAAAACCCUACCACUGCAACAUCUGCGGUGCCCAGUUCAACCGACCUGCCAACCUCAAGACCCACACCCGCAUCCACUCUGGAGAAAAGCCAUAUAAGUGUGAGACAUGCGGCUCCAGAUUUGUCCAGGUGGCCCAUCUUCGCGCCCAUGUCUUAAUUCACACAGGAGAGAAGCCGUAUCCUUGUGAUAUCUGCGGAACUCACUUCCGCCACCUUCAGACGCUCAAGAGCCACAUGCGCAUUCACACCGGAGAGAAGCCUUAUCAUUGUGAAAAAUGUGACCUUCACUUCAGACACAAGAGUCAGCUGAGGCUUCACCUCCGACAGAAGCACGGCGCGGUCACAAACACCAAGGCUCAAUAUCGCAGGACUCCCAGCAGCAUCAUCACAGGCCUGCUGACCUCUUGCUGAUCCUGCUGCAGUCCUGCUGGAUUUUUUGUUUUCCUUGUGCAUCGGCUGCCAUGUUAAAAGAUUUUUAUUUUUUACAAACCAGUACUUAAAUAGUAUAUAUAGUAUGCCCUUUAUGCAUUUGUAUAUGAUGCUCAUUACUUUAUGUGAGCUCUUUGGUAUUUCAAAGAUUGUUUAUGCUUUUGUUGUGAAUGUCUAACAACAGAAUGUACAUUUUGAAUGUGAAUCUGAGCUGACAUCUCUCUGUUUUAUUGGUGUCAGCUUUGAAGGACAGUCCUCUUUCUCAUUCGAAUUAAUAAUCACUGUUACAGUUUGGCUUUAGAUACUGGUAUGAAUUUGACCAGUAACACGGUCACAAUUUAUGCAGUUAUUUUUUAUUGUGUUAGGUUUGUAAAUAAGAUAAUAUAUAUUUUCAGAUUGCCAUCUGCUGGCAGAGUACGAAUACAUUUAGUUUGUUUUUCUUACAUGCAGUGAGCUUCACUUCCUGUCAAUAACACAAGGGCUUGUUAUUUUGUCAUUUCAUCGUUUUGUGGUACGUAUUGUAAUGUGCGUUGUCGUUCGCUUGAAAAAGUAUUUUCUUAUUUUUCCCCAAUAAUUUCUAAGCUCCUUUUGGUAUUUUGCACAUACUCAUAAUGCUGUACUUCAUAUAUUUUCAUACUUUUCAUUCAAAUAUUUCUACUUAAAAUGUUCCUGACAUGUUUGAAAAUGUAUGUUAAACCCCCAAGCCCAGCUUUUGCUGUUCUCUUAUUUAUAUUCUAACUUUUCUUUGCUGUAUUGUAUUACAUUUUGGUGCUGCAAUGAUCCAUUUUCAAAAGUGGGGGGAAAAAAGUUGAAAAAUGUUAUCUAGCCUUGUGUAUUAUAGUGCACUCGUACAAACUGGUAUAUUCAUAGUGCCUUACAUUCACAGUUUUCUAUUGGCUACUCCCCAAAACUAUUAAUAUGUUCAAGUUUGACAACAUGAAAGUCCCUGUAAUUAUAGAUUGCUUUUGUGAUCUAUUUCACAUCUGGUACGUUGCCCUAUUGUCAAGUGCAUGCAUGUCAGGUACUGUUGUUUUGGAAGCUAAUAGUCUGUUGUAUGUAGCUCUUAAAAUGCAGAUACACCAGGCCUCAAGCUUAAAAAUGCUCAGGAAUAUUAGUAAUAUGUAAGCAAAUGUCUUUGUAACUGCAGAAUAUAAAUAUAUAUA
Messenger RNA from Larimichthys crocea (large yellow croaker), 3288 nucleotides. RefSeq names its product BCL6A transcription repressor b (gene bcl6ab). The coding region runs from base 98 to 2107 and encodes 669 amino acids. Gene Ontology annotation, biological process: regulation of transcription by RNA polymerase II. The record is from RefSeq and is a predicted model, not a curated record. The transcript is spliced from 9 exons. Gene Ontology annotation, molecular function: DNA-binding transcription factor activity, RNA polymerase II-specific; protein binding; RNA polymerase II cis-regulatory region sequence-specific DNA binding. Lineage: Eukaryota; Metazoa; Chordata; Actinopteri; Sciaenidae.